CGUGCAAGUUGCUUUGAUCCGUGUUGAACUGUCAUUCUACAAAACUUUCAGCGUUCUUAUCCAAUUUGUCGCCAACAUAUCCUGUCCACUUAUACGUGAAUGGGUAAAAUAGCAUUGAUGAUCUCAAACUGAUGUACUCUUGAGGGCGAAUGCCGUAAAAAUCGCCUCAAGAUGGCAAGCAAUACAAGCUGGCGAAUGGACGACAUGGAUGGCGGUUUGGACGGUGGACUCGCUUCAGAAUUACUGAAUCUUACUGGUCUUGGCAACGAGUAUGGAGCGGAUGGUGCAUAUAACAUGAGUGAUGUCCUCAACUUGCCGAUUUUCAAGGAUGAGCCUCCCGGUGGUCCCCUAAACAUGGACACCAUUGGCUCUAUUUCUUCUGCAGUGACAGAAGUAAAUGCUGAGUUGAAUUCUUUAGACUCUGCCCUCCAAACAAAGCAGGAAACUCCCAUGGCUUGUGGCAUGUCACCUUCAACGCAGUCAUCACCAAUGUCAUCUGCUGGAGGUUUAGAGGGUAAAAGUCUGAGUUAUGGAUUUAUUUACAUUCUGAAAGCACCAACUUCUCCUACAAAGCGUCUUGAAGAGGACUCCUUAACUUACCUUAAUCAAGGGCAGGCGUAUUUGAUGGAAAUGAUGUACCUCCCAGUGGAGGCUGCGAAAUUUGAGGGCAAACAUUUAAAAAGUGUGAUGAAGCUGUGCUUUUAUGAGAGGAAACUUCAAGUCCAAGAAUCUGAAAAAUAUGAAGAGUGGAAAAACAACAGGCCGGCUGACAGAAUAUUGGAAAUAGAUGUUCCCAUGUCAAGUGGUGUUUCGAACAUCAGAAGUAAAGGAAACUUGCUCAAUUGUUAUGAAUUUGAGUGGGAUCCAAGCAAAGGGGCUGAAGUUUAUGUAAUUAUCAACUGUGUCAGCUCAGAGUUUACCAAGGGAAAGAGUGGUGGAGAAAGUGGUGUCCCAUUCAGAUUACAAGUAGACUCGUUCUCUCCCAAUUCAUUGACUGACGCUCUUCCCAUCCACAGUGCGGGUUGCCAAGUCAAGGUGUUCAAAUCCAAAGGUGCUGAUAGAAAGCUGAAAGUUGAAAUGCAGAAACUGGAACUUAAAAAUAAGGAAGAUUUGGAUCAGUUGAGACCCAUAAGUGCUUUCACAGAACUAACAGAACUUCCACUGAUUAUAGAGGAGGACAACAAUUCUUGCUGGAUGUCUCCAGGGUCAGUUGCUGGCUCCAUGUCUUCUCCAUCUCCAGCAGGCCAGGUCAUGGCAACAACCCUGUCGUCACCCUCAUCAGUAAUGUCUUCACCACCUCCAGCCCUACAGAUGUCACCAUCUAGUAGUGGGCUGUCCAAUUCACCCUCCACAACAUGUGGAAUGGGAUUGACAUCAGAGUCUUCUGUCGAUGAAACUAGACUCUGGUUACAAAAUAACAGAUUUCAAAACUACCUAAACUUGUUUGCCAACUACACAGGUGGUGAUCUUCUUAGAUUAACCAAACAAGACAUGGUCCAAAUCAUGGGGCCUGCUGAUGGUAUACGCUUGUAUAACUCGCUUCAAGCAAGGGCUGCUCGUCCACUUCUAACAAUGUACAUUUGCCUGGAAUCAGCCCAACAGAACUCGGGGAUGAAAGAAUACUAUGCUAUGUUUCUGGAAGUUCUUAGUCUCAGUGAAUUAAGAAAGAAACUUGCGUUAAAAUGUAACCUAAAUGCUGAGCAGAUUGUUGCUUUAUACAGACAAGGGCCAACAGGAAUUUAUGUAUUAAUUGACGAUGAGAUGGUCAGGAAUUUUGUGGAUGAAGGACAUUUUAUUGUACAACUAGUCAGAGAUGAUGAUAAUACAUAUCAACUUGUUUUAAAAUAAAACCAGGAAAUUACCAGAACAAGGCCAUGAAUUCAUAGUAAGAUACUCACAAUGUGGAUGUGAGUGAUUAUCAGGCAAAUUGCAGGGGUCCUCACUUGAAGGAAUAUUUGAACAGAGUUGUCUUCCUGGAAAAGGAGUUGUUGAGGUUGUAUGAGGUGGAGAGAGAGAGAAAGAGACAAGUCAGGAUCAAAACAUCAUUUUGCUGGCAUGCUGAACCUUUGCUGGAAUUAUGGUGAAGCCAUUGACAGAAUGGUCAAAAAUGGUUUAAAGUGUUGUUUCAGCUGUAGGAGUUUUGUUAUGUAGAUUUCUGGUGGAUAUUGUGUGAACAAUCGACAGACUUAAUUGAUGGAGGGAUGUCACAAGCAAGACAAGGGAAAUAGAAAUCGCUGAGCAGUUGCUGGCAUGUAUGAACACAGUUUUAAAGAAAAAGAAAAUAAUUAUUUAAACUUUCAUGAUCACUGGUUUAAGAAAGUGGAGAGCAAUUUGUAAUACACAAGAAGAGAUUUUGUUGGCAGAAACAGUUAUAACUCUUCCUUUCUGUGUGACCAGUGCGCAGGAUGCCCUCACCAAUCUUUCUUGCAGUGUUUGGUUCAAACAUAAUUUUCCUUAAAAAAGUAUCAUAUCUCAAAAUAUCCCUCCGGCCUAGGAAUUGAGUAUUCAAGUAUUCCUGCUUGUAACAAUGAUUAGUACGAAAUUGCUGCAGAUUCCCAGAACAAGAAUAAUUGUAAUAGUUUGUCCAACCAGAAAGACUAGCUGGAAAAAAAACUGCCCAAAUUGUUAUGCCACUUUAAAGCAGCUUAGAAAAAAAAAUUUAAUUACUCAAAACUUAUUGAAAUUAUUAUACCUUGUAAUAUUGAUACUCGAGCUAAAAGCUAAGGAUCUGGUUUUGUUGGUUUUAUGGUUUAAGUUACAUUGCCUUUGAGGCAUUUUACACAUCAGCAUUCACCUUUCAAGCACUAUGGAUUUUUUAUUUUUGUAAUGCAAAGAAUCAAAUGAAAGUUAGGCAAUUUUUCCACA
Molecule: messenger RNA, 2865 nt
Organism: Stylophora pistillata
Lineage: Eukaryota; Metazoa; Cnidaria; Anthozoa; Scleractinia; Pocilloporidae
Product: upstream-binding protein 1
Biological process (GO): regulation of transcription by RNA polymerase II
Cellular component (GO): nucleus
Molecular function (GO): DNA-binding transcription activator activity, RNA polymerase II-specific; RNA polymerase II cis-regulatory region sequence-specific DNA binding
Source: RefSeq, a predicted model, not a curated record